This is a messenger RNA of Tetrahymena thermophila SB210, 4782 nucleotides long. RefSeq lists its product as hypothetical. The transcript is spliced from 4 exons. The record is from RefSeq and is a predicted model, not a curated record. NCBI's taxonomy places the organism in Eukaryota, Ciliophora, Oligohymenophorea, Hymenostomatida, Tetrahymenidae.
AAUAUUACUUUUUAAUUUAUUAACAUAGAUAUUAUUUCUUUGAAACAACAUUCUAGUUUCUUAUUAUCAAAAUAAAUUUUUGGCGAACUUAUUAACUUGAUUUUAAAGUGCUUCAGUCAAAAUCUUUAUAAAAUGAUUACAAAGUUAAGCGAAAAUGCUAUUCAAAAUCUACUAGAAAAAAAGGAAGAUACUUCUAUUAUUUAGUUGUUAUCAGAACCAAAAUAAUUUUUAAACCAAGAAAGCUUAAUGCAGAUCGAAAUAUCUGAUGGCUAUUUUUAUUACAAAAAAGUAUUUAUAAUAGGUAACGCUAUUCCUAAACAUAAUAAAUUAAAAAAGUUUAUGAUACUUAAGGUUAAUUUAAACAAAUAAUAGUAAAAGUAAGAUAUGAUUAUAAUUGAUGAUUUCUCAAUCAUUUACUAAAAUUUAGAUAUGCUAAUAGGAGCUCCAAUUAAUUUUAAAAAAUUUUAAGAAGGAAUACAAAAUCCUAAGGGUAGCAGAGUAAUUCCUAUACAAUAUCUAAAAUGCGAUACUUAAAAAGCAGAAUAAGUCAAAUUAUUAAAUCCUAAAACUCUUUUCUCAGAAUCUGAUAGCAGCUAAGAAAAGUAGGAUUAAUUAUAGAAUAAAAUAGAGAAUGAUUAAAAUCAAUAUUAAUAAAAUGGAGAUAAAUUGUAAAAUAUAAUUUCAUAACAGAAAAGCUAAGAUUCUUAAAGUAAAUUUAAUUACCUUGGAGAGGAUCAAGAUUUUUAGUUUAGCUUUGACGCUUUUAUAAAUAAAGCUAAAUUCUUCAAAUAAACAAAAUAAAUUUCAUAUAACAAAUCUAGUUUAUCAAAUACUAUCAAUUAACAUAAUAAUGAUAAACCAUUAGAAAAAGAGUCAAGUUUGAUAAAAAAUUAAGGGCUCUCCUUUAACCAUAAAAAAAAUAUAGAUUUAUUAAAUUCAGAUAAAGUUUAAAGCAGUUAAUAAAAAGUUGAAAAUAUCUAGUUGAGCGCUUAAAGUGAUUCUAAAAAUUAAUAAAAAUAAGUUAUUGUUUAAAGUAAUUAAGAUUAGUGUUUAAAAAAUGAUGACACACCCUAAUAAAAUAGUAAUUCAUUAAUAAAAUAAUAAAACAAUUAUUCAUUGAUAAAAGAAUAAAAUAAUAAUAAUUUAGUAAAAGAAUAAAAUAAUAAUAACUUAUUAAAAGAAUAAAAAAAUAUUAACGAAAUAUCCAUUUAAAAAUAACAAGACAUACCAUCUAAGAUGUAGCCAGUUUCUAAAGAAAUUAAUAAUAUUAUUUAAAAAAAUCAAGAUAAUGGAAUAAAUGGCUCAAAAUAGAUUUAAGAUUAAGAUAAUACUAUUAAUUCUCAAUAAUAAAAUAAAUAGUUGAAAUAAAAUACAAACGAGUAGUCAUAAGAACCAACUAAAUAAAAUAUUUCAGCUUUUACUAAUUUAAAAAUGAAAUUGUAACAAAUUUAACAAAAAAAUAAAGUAAACAAAGAAGAUAUCCCUAUUGAAUAAUAUUUGAGCAACUCAUAAAAUUAGAAGGUAAAAGACGAUUAAUAUUUUUGUAUGAAUUCUACACAAAAUUAUUAAUCAGCUCAAAUAUUAAAAGAUUAAGUAUAAUUAUCUGGUGAGAAGUACAAUCGUGUAGAGUAAAAAUCUGAAUAAAUAAGAAAACUAUUCAUCAGUAAAACUUCCAAUAAGCUUUUAAAAAAAUUUAAAUCACCUUCACCUUAGAAGAAUGAUUAGGGUAAUGAGAAAUAAUAAAAUUGCAAUAUGGGAUAAUUUGAUAUAAAAAAAUCUAUUCCUAUAAAGAAGUAAUAAAAAUCUAAUUAAUCAGAAUAAUCUAAUAUGGCUGUAGAAAGUAGCAAUGAAGAUGAGGCAAUAAAGAACACAAAAAAUAACCAAUUCAUAGAUUCUAUAUAAUUUUCUUAACUCUAAACUAACCAAAAAUCAAUAAAUUAAGAUAAUUAAUAAAUAAUUCCCAAUUAAGUGUAAAAUAAAAUUUCAAAUGAUUUAAAAAAGAGCGAAUAAAACAAAUCAAACAUUUCAAAUGUAGCAAAUAAUUAAAGCAAUGAAUUGAUUAAAGAAAAAAAUUAGUUUAAGAAAUCAGCUGAAAAAGAAUAAACAAUUGAAAAUUAGCAAAUCUGUAAAAUAAAUUAGAUUUCUAAUCUUUAAAACUAAAAAAAUUUAGAGCUCAAUAAUUUACAAAAAUCAUUAUUUAAUCAAUUUACACCAAUUUAAAUACAAAAAUAAUCAACAAAUUUUAUUGGUAAUGAUGCAGAUUUUCUCUUUAGCUAAAGUUCAGGUUGCUAAUCUCAAGAAUUUACAGGCUUUAUUAAAGCUUCAGAUAUUUAUUAAGUAUCAGAAGAAAAUUAAAAUAAGUUACAAUCGUCUCAAGAAAUUGUAAAAAAAUAGCUUAGUUCAGAAUUUUCAAGAAAUAUUUCUGAUAAAAACGAUAAAAAAGAGGACAAAGACUCUCAACAAAGUAAAAAAACAAGCAAAAUAUUGGAAAAAGAAUAAAAUAAAAUAGAACGAGAUUGGAAAUACUUGAUCGAAGCUAUUGAAGAUGACUCUUAAAGCGAAGAUGAAGUAACUAAUUAAUAUUAGGAGAAUUAACCUUUAAAAUAAAAACAAAUUUUAGAAAAUACUCCUUAGAAAUAAUAGGAAGAAUCGUCCACUAACAUAGUUACAUAAAAUAUUAAUAAAAACUAUUCAGAUAACUUAAUCCAAAAUUUAUAUUAAACUAGUGAAUAGAAAGAAAAUAUUUAAAAUGAAAAUAAAUAAGAUAUUAUUAAUUAAUAAAAUGAUCCCUCUAAUAAGAACAAUAACUAAAUUCGCAAUGAAUAAAUUUCACUUGAAGAGAAUUAGUAUUUGGUUGGCUAAUAAACCUAAAUAGAAAUUAAAAGCUAGGAUAAAAUAUAAAAUAAUUAGGAUUCAAAUAAUUAACCACAAGAAGAAGUGCAAUAGUCUUAAUAUGAAGAAGUAAAUUAAUAGAAUAAUUCUUAUUAAGAAAAAUAAGAUUAAGAACAUUUAAAUGAACUUGUAAAAUUUGAAAAUAUAAUUUAAACUCCAAAAAAAGAUUCAAUUAAUAAAUAAGAAUAAACCCAAAUGCAAAUAGAAAGCUAAUAAAUCAGCAAUAAUUAGGAUUAUAAUAAUGAAAAUGUUGAAAAAUAAUAAAGUAAUAAUGUUUUUGAUGUUUAAACAUAAGAAAAUAUAAAAUAAAUCAAUUCAAAUCAGCAAUCACAAGAUUUAGAUUAAAUAUAAUUUUAACCAAAUGAGGAUUUAAACAUUUGUGAUAUUGAAUAAUAAUAAAAUAUAAAUAAUAUUCAAAUUUAAAGUUAAAAAUCUUUACAAACCGAAUAAAUUACUGCUAAUAAUAAAUAGAAUAAUAGUACAAUUGAUUUAGAAGAGGAAGAAGAAGACUAAUUUGAUAUUGACAUUGAUAUUGAGAGUUCUUAAAAAGAAACUCAUAAUUUAUAAUAAGUCUUAAAUUAUUAAGCAUCUUAAUAAUUAAAUCCAAAAAACAUCAUAAAUAAUGAAAUAUAGUAUAAGGAUUAAACUUUAUAAAAAUAAAAUUCAAAUGUUGAUUUGAUGUAAGAUGAUGAAGAAUUAGGAUCAAAAUAUUAAGAAUUACCAAAAAUAAUUGAAUAAAUAGAUAUAAAAAAUGAAGAUUAUCAGAUUGAAAAGACAAGUAUUUCGUAAGAGCAAAUUUCUAAUAAAAAAGAUCAAUAGUAAUCAAAAAUCUCAGAAUAAAUUAAUAUAAAAAAUAACGACAGCUAAGUAGAAAAAAUAAGUAAUCAACUUUCACCAGAACAUAUUUCUAAAAAAAUGUAAACUUAAAAUAAUUAAUUAACUAAAUCUGAAGAAAAAGAAAAGCAAAAAACUCUUUUCGACUUUAACUUUAAGAAAGACUAGUAAAUAUCUCAACAAUAGCUAUCAAAUAUAGAUUAAAAUUAAAAGUAAUCUAAUUAGAAUUCUAACUAGAAGCAAAUAAGUAUAAACCAAUCGAAAUAAACUAUAAUUAAAAAAAAAUUUAAGAUACCUUUUAAAAAGGAACCUGUGCCUAAUUCUUAGCCAUCAACUUAAAAAUAAGAUAAGUUUUUAGAAUUUACACCAUAAAAGGUUUAAAAUGAAUAAAAUUAAUCCUCAAAGGCUGAACAAAAAGAUGAAAAUGCCAAAAAAUAGCUUAAAACAACUCCAAUUAUUAUAGAAAUAAGUGAUGAUGAAGAGAUUUUCUAGUAUAACUCUAAUAAAACAAAUAAGUCAACAGAAUCAAAUAUAAAUACAAAAAAUAAAUAAAUAAAUAAUCAAUAAAAUAAAUAAACUCUAAGUGAAACAAAAACUGAUAGAUAAUCUAUAGAUUAAUGUAAAUAAUCUAUUUAAAAAUAAAAUAGUGUUCAAUCAAAUGAAUCAAUAGACAGAAAGAGUUAGAGUAAUUCAUAAACCGACUCAUAAAAAAGAAAAAGAAGGAGGUUAUUAAAAUCUGAUUUUGAAGAUAUUAUCCUUAAGUAAUUGCAUAAAGAUUAAGAUAACGAAAUUAUUUUGCAAUGCCCUUCUAUUAAUUCUUCUCAAGUAAAAUCUUAACAGCUACCUUCUUCAUAAUUAGAAUACUAAUACUGCUUUAUGAAGUAAUUUGAAUAUUCAAACAAAGAUAAAAAUUCUUAAAAUUUACAAAACUAAAAAAAUGUUAAAAAUUCAUCAAGCGAGAUAAUAAAAAUAGAAUAAAAGAGUCAAAACGAAGAUUGGGAGUGUUACUCCGACAUAUCUUUAAACGAAGAAUUUAUUGAAAUUAUUGAUGAUUGA